This is a messenger RNA of Effrenium voratum, 1645 nucleotides long. The record is from the annotation of a GenBank genome assembly. NCBI's taxonomy places the organism in Eukaryota, Dinophyceae, Suessiales, Symbiodiniaceae.
AGCUCUUCUGGCUCCAGCCAAUAACCAUCUGGUCUUCCAAGUAGAUUCUUUUGCAUCAAUGCCGCGCUCAGUGCUCGAUGCUGCCGACCUGGUCUUGGAUGCCUCGCAUGUUAAGGAGAUCCUUGCCGGGACGACUGCCGAUGUGGCGAAGUACUUUGGCAUGAGUGAGCGUGCCGCUGGCGUGUACCAGGCCAUCCAUCAGGAGUUUGUGAGCACCAGAGAUGACGAUGACGACGAGUGUUGCCUUUGGGUUUUCUGCUGCUGCUGCAUGUGCGUGGCUGCGAUUUGCGACGACGACGGCUCGUUUUUGGAAAAGCGGCGCAUGGACAAGAAGGAGCCGGGGCAAAUGUCCAUGGACGUGGAAGCGGUGCCACAGGUCAAGCGGGAGAGCUUUCUGGAAAUGCUCCAGCGGGGCAUCACGAAGGAAGCCAUUGCGCGGGCUUUGUCGGGCCAGGCCUUUGCCAAAAAGGAAAGAUACGCACUCUGGUUGGUCAGAGCGAAGUUCGGAGCCCAAGACCGAGAUGAGCUGCAGUCCUGCAUUGCGCAAGUGAAGAGUGUGGCGCCGGACCUUCUGACAAAGGAUCAUGUGAACGCAACACAGCUGGAGGAGGACUUUAAGAAAGUGAAAACCGACGGAAAGGCUGCGUUCAGACUGGGCAGGUCCCUGGCCACGGCGCUCUUCAUGGAGCAUGGCGCGCAACUGCACAGCGGAGGAUUAGGUGCUGUCGGCCUUGCUGCGUGCGAGAAAAUGUUCUGCGACGGUAAUUUGCGAUAUGAGCUGACUGAGUCUGGCAUGCACCAAUGCCGCUGGACCUGCCCGGCUGGCCACAUCCCGCACACCUACAAAGAGCUUCGCCUGUCUCAACAAGGCGUGGUGGAGCCCGACCCCAUCGAAGUGCCCGCGCAGUGCGAAUCGGCGGCCGAGAGCGCGGUCACGGACGCUGACAGUGACCCCGCCACGUAUGAGCAGUCCAGCACUGCGAAACUCGUCAACCGCAUGCCAUACAAAGCGGAGCCGGCGUACAGCAGCGAGCCCCUGAAGAUUCUCAAGGCCUUCUCCCCGACACGCUUGGGCAACACCAUGCCGGCGGCCCUGCGCUAUUGGGGCGACUGCCGGCCUGCCGCUCCACAGGUGGCAGACAUUGUGGCUUUCACGGCGAGCGACAACCCGCAGAUUCCCAAGGGCUCUUUGGUGAAGGUGAUCUAUUUGGAAGGCUCUGGCUUGCUGCGCCCUACGAUCAGGGCAGGUCAUGCCCAAGUCGAGUACAACGGGGCGAAGCAUGACGUGUUUCUUUCGAACUUGCAGCACAAAGACAUGGUGCCUUUGGUGAUGCCCUCAGGGCUCAAAGAUUGGCUCCUCGCCACCAACGACACUGUGGAAGUGAACAUGCCCCAGCCCACCUUUACGGGGCAGGCGAACACGUACUUCAUCACUCCAGAGGAGUCCAAGAAGAGCCGCUAAGGCUGAUGUGACGAUCCUGUUGUGCCGAGUGAGGGCCUGCGCGCGCAAAGCAGAAAGGCCCGCGGACAAAAAGCACCGUGGUGGAGUCCUGCUGUAUGACUUUAGACUGACCCCGCAUGGCUUUUAUCCAUUGCCAAAGGUCUGGAAAGAGAGUCAGCCAGAUCUCAACCAAUUCCAAACCUG